This is a messenger RNA of Linum tenue, 470 nucleotides long. Lineage: Eukaryota; Viridiplantae; Streptophyta; Magnoliopsida; Malpighiales; Linaceae. The record is from the annotation of a GenBank genome assembly.
GAAAAAGAGAAAGGAGGCGGAAGGGAGGAAUGAAAAACCCGCCCACCUGUGCUUUCCGUCUCUCCGCGAUCCAGCUCCGACGUUGUCACUUUUCCUCUCUACGAUUGCAAAUCUCUGAAAUCGGCGAUGCAGCGGCAAGCUUGCCAAGGAAGGAGGGUGUUCGACGGUUGGUCGUCUAGAUCAGAAGGGAAGGUGUGGACGACGCCGGUGCGAUGUGAAGGGGAAUGGUGCAAGGGAGGUUGUCAGGGAAACAACGAAGGAUUAUUUCUGGCCAGGGCAAAGGUGGAGGUUAGACCUCUGAAUAGACUAGGGGAGGGAAGUGUUUUGCAGUACCAAUAGGGAAUGACUUGCAGAUGCAGUCGAGAGGACGAGAAAAGCAUGCUUUGAUCUCAUUUUCUCUCUCAAUUGGUAUUAGUCUAUUCACAAUUUAGAUUAUAGCAUUGUAGUAACUGGCCGUCCUCAUUAGAAAA